Messenger RNA from Ictalurus punctatus (channel catfish), 3468 nucleotides. It is a transcript of the gene ptp4a3a, whose product is annotated as protein tyrosine phosphatase 4A3a. Bases 771 to 1292 code for a protein of 173 amino acids. The transcript has 6 exons. Gene Ontology annotation, cellular component: nucleus. The record is from RefSeq and is a predicted model, not a curated record. Lineage: Eukaryota; Metazoa; Chordata; Actinopteri; Siluriformes; Ictaluridae. Gene Ontology annotation, biological process: protein dephosphorylation. Gene Ontology annotation, molecular function: protein tyrosine phosphatase activity.
AUAAAGGAUUUCCUGUGUUGUGUUCCCCAUCAUUGCUCUGCCUGAUUUGGACAUUCCUGAACUUUCUGAAAUCUGCUAGAGUUCUUGCUUGCAGUCUGAUUCCACUCUCCAGGUUCAUAGAAAGGACAAAUUAUUCAGCCGUUGUUAUUUUCGUUUUGUUUUUCAUGAGCAGAGUAUAAUAAUAUGUUGUGGACGUUCUGAUCAUCUGUGAGUGUUUGUCAGAUAAAGGCACCUGUUCCACUGACAUCCGGCGUUGCGUUUUUACAGCUGAGCGAUCUUGCAGUGAAAAAAAAACAACACACAACAGCAACAUAAAAACCAGCAAGUCAAGUCAAGCCAUCUCACCAGUCUCAGUGCUGCGUCGUGUCCAAAGGCGUCAAUCGGGGUAGGAAAGAUACUCAAGUUCCCAUGGUGCCACGCUUUGAUGCUGUUCCUUCAGAUGCCCGGCUCUUACUGCUGCUCUCAGCAUCGGCACAUUCGGCACGCUGAACGAUGUUCUUUGCUGAACCUGAUGACCUCCACUGAUCUCUAAACACGACUCCGUACACACCUAUUAGCCGAUGGGGUGAUUUUACCCUCCUGGCAAAAGGAAGCCGUCUUAAAGGCUUUGUAUCAGGAAAGAACUGGAUCCCAGGUGUACUGAUUGAGUCGUGUAUCCUUAUCAUCGAUAAUCUAUCAAAUCCAUAUUAAAAUCCAGACAAACACGGAAGCUGGACGGUCCAAAUACCCCUUCGGCUUUUGUGUAAAGUUGGUCCCGAAGACGACGCAGCAUGGCGCGGAUGAACAGACCAGCGCCGGUGGAGGUGUGCUACAAGAACAUGAGAUUUCUCAUCACGCACAAUCCCACCAACUCCACGCUCAACAGCUUUAAAGAGGACCUGAAGAAGUAUGGUGCUACAACAGUGGUGCGUGUGUGUGAGGUGACCUACGACAAAACGCCCCUGGAGAAGGACGGCAUCACCGUGGUGGAUUGGCCGUUUGAUGAUGGAGCUCCUCCUCCCUCCAAGGUGGUGGAGGACUGGCUGAGCCUCCUCAGGAGACGCUUCAUGGAGGAACCGGGCUGCUGCGUGGCUGUGCACUGUGUCGCGGGCCUCGGCAGGGCUCCGGUGCUGGUAGCUUUGGCUCUCAUUGAGUGUGGGAUGAAGUAUGAAGAUGCGAUCCAGUUCAUCAGACAGAAGCGGCGUGGCGCGAUAAACAGCAAACAGCUGACCUAUCUGGAGAAGUACAGACCCAAACAGAGACUGCGCUAUAAACACCCACACAUCUUCAAGAACAAGUGCUGCCUCAUGUGACCUGAACGCUGCGCCCGAACCCGAACCAUGCCGGUACCGAACUUCUCAGACCGGGGCGCUCUUCGCCGAACUGCUCGAAGCACAGCCCCGUUUCGGUCUGACUCAAUCCCUGUCUGUGCCUAAACCCCAAAUCGCUCUCACUACAGAGUGAACACUGCCACGACUCUCAGAGAGGUCAAAGGUCACCGCAGGGUCCGUAAGGCGCACCAAAGAAGGUGACCUUUGACUGAUUGACCAGCUGAUACGGAGCCAAGGGGAAUCAUGGGAAACUUUUUUUUUUUUUUGCCUGAUCACUUUCUUUUAUCUGUGAAGUCUCAGGUCGUUUCAUUAUCAAGUCGUCUCAGAUACUGCCGCUUACUCUUUAAUUCCCCCGCGAUGCUUCGGCAUUUCGUGAGUAAGCCCGGCGUGGAAAUGGACGGAGAGGAUUUAUAGUAGGGGCUCCUCUGCGUUUUCAUAACUCCUUUGGCCAAAAUCUUUGCAGCUUCUGAGAAAGAGGAAUACAUGAAGGCUUUUGUGAACUCUGCAGUAGAGAGAAGCGUGUGUAAGACUUUCUGUUUUUAUUCCACUUCUGCCAUCAUCAUCAUCAUCAUCAUUAUUUUUUUUUCUACACGCUUAUGAUAUUUUCGAAUGAAUUUAGUUGGAUGUAUCUUCCCCAUCCCAACACACACAAAAUAAACCAAUAAGCCAAACGAAUGUAGUAAACACGUCGCGCACCGCCACGCAAGCCGAGUCGGUCAUACUCCUGCGCUAAUGAAGACGAAGACCGGACCCGAGAAGUACGUCCUUCCCAACACGACAACGAAUAACGCACUUACCGUAUCCGUGUUUGAGAUCUGCCGUGUACGGCGCGAACGUUCGGCACGUAUUUACAAUCACCCGUGUUGUUCGAAAGCGUUUUGGUUUCCCUGGAAAACGUUUAUAUGUAAAUGUACGAUUCCAAGGCACGGUUUCAGAUCUGACACCGAGGUGACAUUUCAAUAAAGACUGGUACAGUCAAAGAUGACGGUCGAAAGAAAUUCAUUCCAAUUUAAUUGUUGCUAGUACAUCUAAUGAAACGGAUUUUUUUUUUUUCUUUUUAAAUAUUAUGUGUCGUUUGUACCAAGUGAGCAGAUUCGACCGCUAUAUUAUUCAUUUCUCAGCCCUGUACUAUACGUUUAAAAAAAAAAAACAUCGAUUAUGUGCGCCAUGUGAUUUAAAAUAAUUCAGCGUAAUGCUGUUAUACUGAAUAUACGUGAUUCGGUCGCAGGAGAUCGAUAUGAGGUAACUGACAUUUCAGACACAAUAUGGACAAACGUUUUGUUUCUUUUUUUUGCCCCGUCGGCAGAAAUAGUUCCCGAAGAAGCCGCUGCGGGAUAGAGCGUUCCGUGUUGCCACGGUAACGUGUGGUAACGGUUUCGACGUGACGAACGGUUCUUCGGAUCGUGAUUUGACGUCGUGAACACAGACGAGCGGCGUGAUACACACGGUCUUAUGUACCGAUACCAGUGCUGUUCUACUAAACAUCAGCACACUUGGAGCGCCGCUUAUCCAAUCAGAUUAGUGCACAUUAGUGAACUAACUAUUGUAUGAUUGUACGACUUUAAAAAACGUACACGUAUGGGUCUGAGGUGAGUGUUACGCUUUAGCGAUGAUGCCGCAACGAAUCGUGGGACUUUCAGCUUGUUCUCAUGGGCAAGUCACCAAUCAGAGUGUCCUCAGUGUUUUUGGAGGAGGAUCAAGAGCACUUCCCCGGUUUUUUAUUGUUCUUGGUACGUGUGUUCUUGAUUAUUGGAAUGUAACUUGGGCGUUAAAAGAUGAUCUCAGCCGUGGACAGAAAACAACACGUAUUGAGAAAUACCAGUGCGCUUUCUUUGUUGUUUGAGUUAGUUAUCUAACCGAUAAGUUCCUCUGACAUUUUUGUCGGGGUCAUGUCCCGAUGCACACCUCAACUCUGCAUCACGUCACACACUGUUUAUAUUGUAUAUUCUCCUUUCAAGCGCAGAGAUGAAUCACUUCAGAUGUCACUUUAAUGUGUUUCUGAAAAGAUCUUUCAAAACCUCAGGUCCUCACACGGCCCCGAAUGAGAGCUCAUGGACGGCUUUAAGACUUUUCUGUCUGCUUUUGAACACAUACCUCCUGCUGUACAGAGAUGCUUAUGAUAAUAAUAAUAAUAAUAAUAAAGGCUGAUUAUGAAUCA